AUGCUUCCCUCCCAGCUGAAUAGCCCACCGAAGCGUGCAAGUCUGUUUGCGCGUCCGUCCUCUUCGCAAGGGACACCCUCCCCACAGACGAGACCUAAAUCGGCCAUAAUCACACCAUCUAAUGGACUCGAGUCAGCGAGGGGUCACCUGCGCAAUGCAUCCGUCUCACAGUUGUCCCCUACUUUACCAAUCAGCGGAAAUCGAGGGCGAUCCAAUUCAGCAAGGAAUAAUCCCGGCUCUGGCACAUUUGCUCCAAGCUUCAUCAAGUCCGAAGAGGCACGACGCGGAGCGGAUCAGAUCCGUGGACUCGAAGGAGAGAAUGACUUCUCGGGGAACAAAUAUGUGUGGCUGCGCGAUCCCCAAAAGGCAUUUGUUCGGGGGUUGGUCCUAGAGGAAUUGGACGGAGGACGCCUCUUAGUGCAGAGCGACGAUGGCGAUCAACGGGAAGUGGAUUCAGACCAGGUCGACAAGGUCAAUCCUGCCAAGUUUGACAAGGCAGACGACAUGGCGGAACUUACACAUCUGAAUGAGGCGUCUGUCGUCCAUAACCUGCAUACCAGAUAUCAGUCAGAUUUGAUUUAUACUUAUUCUGGGCUUUUCUUGGUCACCAUUAACCCGUACUGCCCAUUGUCUAUCUACACAAAUGAGUACAUCAAGAUGUACAAGGGACGCGGGAGAGAGGAGACGAGACCCCAUAUUUUUGCUAUGGCAGAUGAAGCUUUCCGAAAUCUUGUCGAGGAGGGCGAGAACCAGAGCAUUCUGGUGACAGGAGAAUCUGGUGCGGGUAAAACAGAGAACACAAAAAAGGUUAUCCAGUACCUCGCUGCUGUUGCCACUACCGAUACUCCUUAUGGACGCUCUGGGGCGAAGCAAAUCACCGGCCUUUCCCAACAGAUUCUACGCGCCAACCCUAUACUCGAAGCCUUCGGUAACGCCCAAACGGUACGAAACCACAACUCGUCCCGGUUCGGGAAAUUCAUUCGCAUCGAGUUCUCUCGGUCUGGUCAAAUUUCCGGAGCUUGGAUCGAUUGGUAUUUGCUCGAAAAGUCAAGAGUCGUGAAGCCUAACUCCAAUGAACGAAAUUAUCAUAUCUUUUACCAGCUUCUCCAGGGUGCGGACCGCCAGAUGCGUGAGAAACUUCUCCUGUCGGAUCUUCAGAUCGAGGACUUCGCCUAUACGAGAGACGGAAACGACUCCAUUGUCGGGGUCUCAGACCAGGAUGAAUGGAACUCGCUGAUUGAAGCAUUCCAUGUGAUGAACUUCAACGAGGAGGACCAAUUGUGUAUCUUGCGGACUAUCGCGGCUGUCCUGCACCUGGGCAAUAUCAGUGUUGCGAAAGCGAGUAUGCGCGCUGAUCAAGCAGCGCUGGCACCCGAGGGGUACGCUAGUGUGGAAAAGGCUUGCUAUCUUCUUGGUAUCGAGACCGAUGAGUUUGUCAAGGGUCUCCUACAUCCGCGGGUGAAGGCCGGCCGCGAAUGGGUGGAAAAGGUUCAAACCCCAGACCAGGUUCGCAUGGCGCUAGAUGCCCUUUCCAAGGGUAUCUAUGAGCGAGGCUUCGGAAAUCUCGUUGCUAGAAUCAACAGCCAGCUCGGUCGCUCGAUGGCCAGUGACGACAACUAUUUCAUUGGAGUCCUCGAUAUCGCUGGAUUUGAAAUUUUCGAAAACAAUAGUUUCGAGCAACUCUGCAUCAACUACACGAAUGAGAAGCUCCAGCAAUUCUUCAACCACCAUAUGUUUGUCCUUGAGCAAGAGGAAUAUGCGCGAGAACAGAUUGAGUGGCAGUUCAUUGACUUUGGGAAGGACCUGCAGCCAACGAUCGACUUAAUCGAGCUGAGCAAUCCGAUUGGUAUAUUCUCCUGUCUUGAUGAAGAUUGCGUGAUGCCCAAGGCCACCGAUAAGUCCUUCACGGAAAAGCUGCAUGGACUUUGGGACCGCAAGACCUCGAAGUACCGUGCAUCACGCCUCAACCAGGGCUUUGUUCUCACCCAUUACGCCGCGGAAGUAGAGUACAACACGAGCGAUUGGCUUGAGAAAAACAAGGAUCCACUCAACGAUAACAUUACACGCCUGCUAGCCGCUUCCAAAGCACCACACGUUGCAGACCUUUUCUCCGACUGUGCUGACCCUGAGGAGGAUGGUGGCAGCAAUCAUCCCAAAAGCCGGGUCAAGAAGGGACUGUUCCGUACUGUUGCCCAAAGGCACAAGGAGCAACUUUCUAGUUUGAUGGCGCAACUCCACUCGACUCACCCUCAUUUCGUGCGUUGUAUCCUACCGAAUCAUAAGAAGCGACCAAAGAUGUUGAACGCUCCGUUGGUAUUGGACCAGUUGCGAUGCAACGGUGUCUUGGAGGGAAUUCGCAUUGCUCGCACAGGAUUCCCGAACCGCUUGCCGUUCGCGGAAUUCAGACAACGUUAUGAGGUUCUUUGCCAUAGCAUGCCAAAGGGAUACUUGGAAGGACAGAGCGCUGCUCGCAUCAUGUUAGAAAAGCUCGGCAUGGAUCGAGCUUGGUACCGGGUCGGUCGCACAAAAGUGUUCUUCAGAGCUGGUGUUCUGGCCGACUUGGAGGAGAAACGAGACGAACUCAUCCGCACUAUCAUGACAAAGUUCCAGUCUCUGGCUCGAGGAUUUGUUCAGCGUCGCAUCUCAAACAAGCGACUGUAUCGGGCUGAAGCGACUCGAAUCAUUCAACAGAACUUCCACGCUUACUUGAACUUGAAGCAGAGUCCUUGGUGGCGCAUGUUCUCGAGAAUGAAACCCCUACUGGGCGAUACCCGGAAUGCGAAAGAAGUGAAAAAGCGUGAUGACAAAAUCCAACAACUCGAAGCAAAGAUGAAGCAGGACCUUGCCGAUCGCCAAAAGCUGGACGAGGAAAGGCGCCGAACAGAGAUCGAGAUCCAAAAUAUCCAGCACACUUUAGAAAGUGAGCGUGCACUUGCAUUGGACAAGGAGGAGAUUUUCAAACGAUUGCAAGACCGAGAAGGGGAACUCGCCGAGAAACUUGCUGGUGCAAUCGCGGACCAAGAGAGUCUCGAGGAGCAACUGGAUGAGUUGGUUGACGCAAAGAGAAAGGUUGACGACCAGCUGCAGCUUCGCAUCACCCAGCUGGAACAGGCGGGAUUGAUCAUCCAGCAGCUUGAAUCGGAGAAGAACAGUCUGCAAUCCAAAAUGGCGGAACUCGAUGUCAAGCUGUCCGACACGGAGAACCAGUUCUCUGCAAAGGACGGUCAGAUCCAGGAAUUGGGCCAAGAGAUCAAGAUGUUGCAAAGCCACCUCAGCUUGAAAGACCGGAAGCUUCAGGACCUCGAAGCUAAACUCUUGAAGACUGACCAGGACCUCGAGGUCAAGCUAUUGAACACUUCUAAAGAACUUGAGAAGUCCAAGAAACAGGUCCGCGAAAUUACUGAAGAGAAUCGGUCUAUUCGUGAUCAAAUUUCAGAGCUUUCGAGUACUUCUACAGGCUAUGAGGAUCUUCUUCGGCGCAAAGAGAGCGAGAUCGCUGUUCUUCGCAAAGACGUUCAGAAACAUGAAGAAGAAAAGAAGAAUAUUGAGUCUGAAAAAUCUUCGCUUAUGUCGCGCCACGACAACAUGCAGUCUCGGCUCCGCGAGGUGCAAGCCGAGAGAGAUGCUAUGCGCUCCGAACAAGCCCAACUUCAGCGAGAAGCUGCGGACCUCAAGAAUCUGCUUGAGAAUAAGAGAACUGAGGAUGCUGAAGCCGGAGAGAGCCGGAAGCUACUGGAGGAGCAGGUCACUGAUCUCAAGGCCCAGCUCUUCCAAGCUCAAACCGACCUUAGCCGGGAACGCCAGUCUCGCGAUGACGUGCGAAUGCUUUCCGAACACAACCUUGCCCAGCUGACGCAGAAAUACGAGGUGCUCAACGAGGCGAAAAUCACCAUCGAGAAGGAGAUGUACAUUCAGCAAGAUAGCUUGCGUCGCGCUACGGAGGCGCGAGUGGCGGCUGAGACAACUCGCAAGGAGCUGCAAAACGAGUUGAUCAAGCUCCGUGAGAGGUUCACGGAGACGGAAACAGCCCGGAUGAAUGCCGAGGCUGAGAUUGAAAGAAAGAUCAUGGGUCAGGCCGAGGAGCGCAUGAGGAGUUCGCGCAAAGACCUUGAGGAAAAAACACGCCAGCUUGAAGAGGUCGAAGCAGAGCGGUCGCAGCUCUCAGCACGAAUUCAACAGCUCACGCACUCGAUCUCGGAAUCAGAGAGCUUCCGCUUGCGCCAUGACCAGCACAAGGAGCGUCUUGAACGAGAGCUCGUUACUCUCAGGGGCAGGUUGACGGCAUCCGAAAACGACAACAGAUCUCUCUUGACCAAGAUUCAGCAAAAGAAUCUCGACAUUGCCCGGUCAAACUCAAAAGCCAGCGAUAGCAAUCGCCUGCGUCUGAACAAUCUUCAGAAAGAGAAGGCCAGGUUGGACGAAGAGUGCAAGAGGUUGAGUCGUCAAGUAGAAGAGUCGCAGGUCAUGAUCUCCUCUUUAGAGAAGCAAAAGGAAAAGCUCUCUUUGAGCCUGGAGGAUUUGAACCACGAGCUUAAUCGCGAACACAAGACCAGCCGUAAUGCUGAGAAGGCUGCUUCCACAGCGAAUCUGCAACUAGCAGAAGCCAACCGCAAGCUUGAGACUGAACGACAACUUCGCAACCAAGCUCAGGCUAACACACGCCAAACCCAGGGUACCCUCGAUAGGGCGAAUAAGGAGAUCGAAGUCUUGCACCGUCAAUUGUUGUUGUUGCACAAAGUCUUCGAGCCCGAAGCUACCGAACCUAUGCAGUCAUGGGAGGCUGUUCAGCCACACCUGUCCAAGCAAGUUGAUCUGGCCCAGGUUCUUGAAACUGUCCAGAACAAGCUCGGGGUCACCGAAGAGAAGUAUGCAAGGGCUGAGAGUCAGCUUGCCGAAAUGCGCCGACGCCAUGCAGAUGAAAUGAAGGAGCUUGACGCCAAAUAUUCGUCUUCCAAGCGCGCGUUGCUUGAGGAGAUCGACCAAAACGAAGUGACCAACAAUCGUACACCUGCGCACCUCAGGAAGAACUCCGAAAAUGCUGUCAAAAGAUUCUCUACCCCUACUACGCCAAACCGACGCUACAAUGUCUUCGAGGCACCAAAUGAUUCCGCGCGGUCUGACCGAACAGUGGAUACCCAAGGCUAUCAAAGGCGCAUGGAUACGGCUGCCGAGCUGGAAGAGCUUCAGAAUAAGCUUCAGAUGACCGAGAUGCAAAACAAGCACCUUCAAAGCCAGCUUGAACGCUCUGCUCCCGGCGCCGAUAUCUGGCAGGAUGACAGUCCUUCAAUUCGUCGCAUGCAACUUCUCGAGCGAGAGAAUGGCCGCCUUCACGACCAACUUGAUGAUUCUUCCAAGAAAGUUUCAUCAUUGGAGCGCAGCAUCCGCUCCGGAGAAUUGUCUCUCCGCGAUGUGCAGGCUAAGUCCCAUGAAGAGCUAUACGACCUUAUCAACUCACAGGAGCAUUCCAGGCGCUCACUUCUCAAGCUCCACAAUGAAACCAUGUCGGAGUUCAGUGACGCCAAGGCCCAUUUCGAAAAGCUGAAACGCGCUAGAGCUGUGUUGGAGGUCGAGCUUCGUGAUGCCCGGUCCGAGAUUCAGGAGCUGCAAGUUGGCCGGGACCAAGACACUGUGAGCCGUAACCAACUUCUUCAAGAAUUCUCCGAUCUGCAAAUUCGCCUCGAUGCUGAGACAUCACGAUCUGCUGAUCUCGAGUCAUCCUUGAUGUUGUACAAGAGUCGAUCCGAUGAGUACUUCAAUAAACUCGAGCAGGCCGAGAUUGCUGUUAUGAAGGCUGCACGCGCUGAACAAUUCGCGAAGUCUCAAGGCCAAGAAGCGGAGGAGACAUGUGCCCAGAUUAUGUCGGAGCGUAAGGAGAUGGAUGCGCUUGUCGAGGACUUGCAGCGUCAAACGCAGUCUCUGGAAGCUAGGAUGGAAGAUCAAGCUGCAGAACUUCAAGCUGCCUUGCAGGCGAAGCAACGUCUUCAGAAUGAGCUCGAAGACUACCGCAAUCAGCGUGCGAUUGAUCUUGAGGACAAGGAGACCUCCAUGGAACAGACCAGACAAAAAUACCAAAGGGAAUUCUCCACUCUCAAUAACGAACUCGAGAUGGAGCGUGAACGUGUGCUCAAUGGCCGUGCAGAGGCUUCCCGUCUCCGCGAAGAAUUGGAGGAUCUUCGCAGCAAAUGGGACAACGAGGUCCUCAACAGCUCAACAUGGGCGAAGGAGAAAGCCCGCAUGGAUGUCGUUUUGCAGGAUGUUACCAACUCUCGUGACGAGGCUGUCAAUGCCCACAACGAUGCUCAGAGCAAGGUUGUCUCACUCUUGUCCCAGGUGCGCACCCUCCGGACCUCGGUUGAGGACGUUCAAGCGGAGCGUGAUCUGCUCCUGAAGGACAAGAAGAUGUUGGAAGGCCGCCUAGCAGAAGCUGGCGAGCGACUUGAGGAUCUUGCCAAGGGCGAAAGCCCCUCUAUGCGUAAUGCCGCUAGUAUGGAUCGUGAACUCCUUGUACUCAAAUCCAGAAUUGCGCAGCAAGAAGAUGUCUCCGCCGCUGCCGUUGGUAAGAUGCGCCGGGCAGAUGCGCUUGCGACUGAGAUGCAGAAGGAGGUCACUGCCGAGCGGGAGGCCAAUGCCCAGCUCUUCAAAGAGAAGGCGGCCCUUGAGAAGCAACUGAAGGAGGCCCAGCUCCGGUGUGUGGAUCUUGAAACCAAGAGUUACUCCUCUGGCAGUCAAGACGUUCGCUUCUUGCACAAGCGAAUUAAGGAGCUGGAAACCCACCUAGAAGAACAGGAGAGCAAGCACAGCUCGGAGCAGCGCUCUCUUCGCAACGUUGAUCGCACUGUCAAGGACCUCCAAUCGCAGAUUGAGAGGCGGGACAAGAUGAACGCUCAACUGAAUGACGAUAUUAACAGGGCUCGUGAUAAGAUUGAACGACUGCUGCAGAACAUCGAGGAGCUGCAACACAACGACUCGGACGCACAGCUGCUGGCUCGCCGUGCCGAACGAGAGCUCCGCGAGGAGCGAGAGAAAGCGCUCCGUUUGGAACGCGAGCUGGAGGGAUGGAAAGCCUUGCGCGUUGAGCGAGGCAGCACCAUUGGGCGCGGCAUAGCCGCUUUCAGUGACAACGGAAGUCGUCGCGGGAGUGGUGUCUACGGAUCUGGUGACAUUCCCCAACGGCAACCCAGUAAUACCAAGGGGUUCUUGUGA
This is a messenger RNA of Penicillium bovifimosum, 7203 nucleotides long. RefSeq names its product type II myosin. The transcript has 4 exons. The coding region runs from base 1 to 7203 and encodes 2400 amino acids. Gene Ontology annotation, molecular function: actin filament binding; cytoskeletal motor activity; ATP binding. Lineage: Eukaryota; Fungi; Ascomycota; Eurotiomycetes; Eurotiales; Aspergillaceae. Gene Ontology annotation, cellular component: myosin complex. The record is from RefSeq and is a predicted model, not a curated record.